AUGCUUGACGACAUGCUACCUGGAGAUAACGUCCUUCCAACAUCAACAUAUGCGAUGAAUAAGUUCUUGAAGGUAUUUGGUUUUGGUUAUGAGAACAUUCACGCAUGCAAGAAUGAUUGCAUUCUUUAUCGGAAGCAGUACAAGGAUAUGACAAGCUGCCCUAGAUGUAGUGCUUCAAGAUGGGAGAUGGAUAAGCAUACAAGCGAGAAAAAGACAGGGAUUCCAGCUAAGGUUCUUAAAUAUUUCCCGAUAAAGGACAGAUUCAGAAGGAUGUAUAGAUCAAAAAGGAUGGCAGAGGAUCUAUGUUGGCAUUUCAGUAAUGCUUCAGAAGAUGGAAUGAUGCGGCACCCCGUGGAUUUUAUAACUUGGGCUCAGGUUAAUGAUAAAUGGCCACAGUUUGCGUCUGACUCGAGAAAUCUUCGACUUGGCUUGUGUACUGAUGGGAUGAAUCCUUUUGCGAGUCAAAACACCAGGUAUAGUACAUGGCCCGUGUUUCUUGUGAACUACAACAUGGCACCUACAUUGUGUAUGAAGGCUGAGAAUAUAAUGCUCACUCUAUUGAUACCUGGUCCAACUGCACCGAGCAACAACAUCGACGUGUAUCUUCAACCGUUGAUAGAAAAUCUACAGGAUUUGUGGAAUAAAGGUGUGGACGUUUAUGAUGCCUUCGCAAAGGAAACUUUUAAUCUUAGAGCUAUUUUACUGUGGACAAUCAGUGACUAUCCUGGUUUGGGGACAUUGGCAGGUUGUAAAGUUAAAGGUAAACAAGCGUGUAAUGUUUGUGGCAAGGAUAAACCUUUUAGGUGGCUUAAGUUUAGUAGAAAACAUGUCUACUUAAGCAAUAGGAUAAGACUCCCUGGGCAUCCUUACAGACGCAAACGUGGUUGGUUUGACAACACGAUAGAAGAAAGGACUGCAUGUAGAAUUCAAACAGGGGUUGAGAUAUAUGAGCAUUUGAAAGACUUUAGGAAUGAUUUUGGUAGAGCUUUAGAUAAGAAAAGUAAAAGAAAGAGGUCUGAUUUGUGUGAAGAUGAUGAACUUUCAGAAGAUGAAUAUGAUGAAGACAGUUAUCAAUGGAGGUGGAAGAAGUGUUCUAUUUUAUUCGAUCUUGAUUAUUGGAAGGAUAUGCUUGUUCGUCACAACAUUGAUGUAAUGCACGUUGAGAAAAACGUGUCUGAUGCCUUGUUGUCCCUUCUUAUGCAUAGUGCUAAAUCUAAAGAUGGCUUAAAGGCAUGGCAAGAUUUAAAAGAUAUGGGUAUUCGGGAAUCAUUACACGCACAAGUAUGUGGGAAGAGAAACUACUUACCACCUGCUGCUUAUUGGCUUUCCAAGACAGAAAAAAGAGUUGAUCCUCCUACAAUUGGUGGCUUGAAGUCUCAUGAUCACCAUGUGUUACUACAAAACUUGUUACUUGUGGCUUUAAGAGUACUGCUGCCAACUGGACCUAGGAUUGCAGUGACUAGAAUAUGCAACUUCUUCAAUCGAUUGUGUCAACGUGUGAUAGACCCAAAGAAGUUUAUAUUGUUGGAGGUUGAGGUUAUUGAGUCAUUGUGCCAAAUAGAGAGGUUCUUUCCUCCUUCCAUGUUUGAUAUCAUGUUCCAUCUUCCUAUUCAUCUAGCAAGGGAGACACGGUUGGGUGGGCCGGUCCAUUUUAGAUGGAUGUAUCCUCUCGAGAGGUAUAUGAAAACCCUGAAGUCAUAUGUUAAGAAUUAUGCAAGACCAGAAGCUUGUAUGGCUGAGGAAUACAUGGCAGGAGAAUGCAUUGCCUUUUGUUUGGAGUUUCUAAAGUCUUCUGUACCAGUUCUAGGAGCUGCAGUCCGUAAUGAAGAUCUUGAUCCAGAUGAGCACAUCCUCGAAGGUCGUCCAAUUAACAAGUCUAAACCAAUUGUACGUACAGAGAAAGAGCGGGAGAUAGCGCAUAGAUAUGUUCUGAUGAACACAACAAUGUUUACUCCAAUGUUGAGUAAGUGA
Camelina sativa (false flax) is the source of this 1971-nucleotide messenger RNA. Lineage: Eukaryota; Viridiplantae; Streptophyta; Magnoliopsida; Brassicales; Brassicaceae. The record is from RefSeq and is a predicted model, not a curated record.